This is a messenger RNA of Miniopterus natalensis, 645 nucleotides long. It is a transcript of the gene TCF23, whose product is annotated as transcription factor 23. NCBI's taxonomy places the organism in Eukaryota, Metazoa, Chordata, Mammalia, Chiroptera, Miniopteridae. Gene Ontology annotation, molecular function: RNA polymerase II transcription regulatory region sequence-specific DNA binding; protein dimerization activity; DNA-binding transcription factor activity, RNA polymerase II-specific. The record is from RefSeq and is a predicted model, not a curated record. Gene Ontology annotation, biological process: developmental process; regulation of transcription by RNA polymerase II.
AUGUCACAGAGUAAGGCCAGAGGGGCACCAGCCAUGCCCAGAGUCAGGCAGAGCCCAGCGAAGGCCAGGCCAAGGUUGCUCGCAGGCACUGACAGGAGGAGGAGCCGCCUGAGCAGACCAAGGCAAGACCUGUGGGAAGAGACCAGCUGGAGCAACCAAACGUGGAGCAGAGCUGCCCCUACCCCUAGAGGUGCCAGGACCAGGAGCCUAGCUCUUGGCAGGAGUGAGGCCAGUCCUGAGAACGCGGCACGGGAGCGGAGCCGGGUGAGGACUCUGCGCCAGGCCUUCCUGGCCCUGCAGGCUGCUCUGCCCGCCGUGCCCCCCGACACCAAGCUCUCCAAGUUGGAUGUGCUGGUGCUGGCCACCAGCUACAUAGCCCACCUCACCCGCAUGCUCGGGCACGAGUUGCCUGGCCCCGCCUGGCCACCCUUCCUGCGUGGACUCUGCUUCCUGCACCCUCUCAAGAAGUGGCCGAUGCGAUCUCGUCUCUAUGCUGGAGGCCUGGGGUGCUCUGGCCCUGACUCCACCACAGCCACCACCUCGGGCCAAAGAACAAAGAAGGAAGAGGCCAGGCCCCAAGUCUCUGGAGGGACAGAUACUCUCCUCCCCUCCAGGCCACUCUCACCAGCUCUUAGUGACAAAUGA